Molecule: messenger RNA, 435 nt
Organism: Prorocentrum cordatum
Lineage: Eukaryota; Dinophyceae; Prorocentrales; Prorocentraceae
Source: the annotation of a GenBank genome assembly
AUGAUCCUGUGCCCUUCUUGCGGGCCCCUGGGGACGACAUCGAGGCAAGGCGGCAGGACUGCGAAAAUCAGAUCGCCGGGGAUUUGGGUGGAGGGGGACUCCUGCGCCAAACAGGAUGCGGACCUGGUGCGGCGCUUCGUGAAGCUCCUCGACGUGCUGUACGACCGGCGCGUCCGCCUGGUGCUCGCGGCGGCCGCGCCCCUCGAGGAGCUGUUCGAGGGCAUCCGCGCCGAGAUCGGCAGGGGCUCCGCCGGGGACCUCGCGUGGCGCACCGCGCUGUACUCGGCGGACGGCAAGGUCGGGAUGGCCCCGACCGCCGUGGGCACCCUCUGCGAGGGCGUGCGGGCCACGGACCGGGCCGAGUCUCGCCUGCGGGAGAUGCGCACCGGGCGGUACUGGGAGGGCUGCAGGGCCGCGUCGGCCGGGGCGCCCUGA